ACUAAAAGGAAAACCAACAAUAAAACCGAAAGCUUCUUACGCUAAACCCCUCAUUCUACACCCGUACGGCUACACGCGUCCUUAAACCCCUAAAAAUGUCAUCUCUAACUCGCGUCCUCCGCCGCUCCUUCUCCACAACCCCAAACCCACAGCCCGACUCCGUUCGGAAAUUCUCGGAGGAUCUCUACAAAGAGCGGGACCUCAAGCGUCUCGUUGAAAAAUUCAAGAAAUCUUGCGAAUACAGCCACUUCCGCAGACGAAGCGGCAUCUAUGAAGAUAUUGUUCGUCGCCUUGCUUCAGCUGGGCGCUUCCAAUGGAUCGAAGAAGUCCUCGAAGAUCAGAAGAAAUACCAAGAUAUUUCCAAAGAAGGCUUUGGUGCUAGAUUAAUCCAUUUGUAUGGUAAAUCGGGCAUGUUUGAGCAAGCUUACAAGGUGUUUGAUGAAAUGCCGAAUAGAGGAUUGCUGUCUUUCAAUGCUCUUAUGGGAGCUUGCGUGAAUGCCAAAAAGUUUGAUAAGGUUAAUGGGUUUUUCAAGGAGUUGCCGGAAAAGUUGUCAGUUGAGCCAGAUUUGGUUUCUUAUAAUACGGUUAUAAAGGCUUUCUGUGAGAUGGGUUCUUUAGAUUCUGCUAGAUUGAUGCUUGAUGAGAUGGAGAAGAAGGGUGUGCAGCCGGAUGUGAUUACUUUUAACACGCUUUUAUAUGAGUUUUUUAAGAAUGGAAGGUUUGAUGAUGGGGAGAAGAUAUGGGGUAAAAUGGUGGAGAAAAAUGUGGAGCCUGAUAUUAGGAGUUGUAAUGCUAAGUUGCUUGGAUUUUCAACUGAAAAGAAAAUGAAAGAGGCAGUUAACUUGGUUGAAGAAAUGAGGAGUAAAGGACUUAAGCUUGAUGUGUUUACCUUCAAUUAUAUGAUUAGAGCAUUUGUUAAUGAGGGAAAAUUGGAAGAAGCUAAAGAGUGGUAUAAUCAAAUAGGGAAAAAUGAAUGUGCACCGGAUAAGCUGACUUUUACGAUGUUAGUUCCAUUCCUUUGUGAGAAGGGUGAUUUGAGUUUUGCCAUUGAGCUGUGCAAGGAGAUUUUUGGUAGGAAGAAAUUGGUUGAUGCUGCAUUGUUGCAGCGAGUGGUGGAUGAAUUGGUCAAAGCCUCCAAGAUUGAAGAUGCAAAGGAACUGGUGAAGCUUGCUAAGACGAAUAAUUUCUGUCGUUAUAAGCUGAAAAUGCCUGCAGAGUAGUGCCAUGGUUUUACCAUAGCUAUUUUGUCUUUCAUUAUAGUUAAUCUAGUCUGAACGAGUAUCUAAAAGCAAGUAGGUUUUUUUACCUCUUGCAGCCAACUACUUUCAUGUUAGUGGUGGAGGUAAUAUUGAUCUGUUUUCUAGUCAGUGAUUUAGUUUUUCUGAGUUGCUUCAUAAUUUCCUAUCAUCUGCAGCUUUAGCUUUUGGUAUUGAACCUCAAAGUUACAUGAUGAAUUGAAUUUUGGAACUGAAACUUUGAUAA
Messenger RNA from Gossypium raimondii (Peruvian cotton), 1482 nucleotides. RefSeq names its product pentatricopeptide repeat-containing protein At3g13160, mitochondrial. The transcript has a single exon. The record is from RefSeq and is a predicted model, not a curated record. Gene Ontology annotation, cellular component: chloroplast. The coding region runs from base 96 to 1220 and encodes 374 amino acids. NCBI's taxonomy places the organism in Eukaryota, Viridiplantae, Streptophyta, Magnoliopsida, Malvales, Malvaceae. Gene Ontology annotation, molecular function: protein binding.